AUGUUGCAGUUGGAGAAAACUCCCAAGCGGUCUUCUGCGACCAUCCGCAAAGAUCUUGCGGAGAAAGCUGCGGCCGAGCACAGGGCCAAGGGGGGAGAAGUUGGGAAAUCGUUUGAGAAGAAUCUCAAACGGGCUAGAGAGGAGGCCCUAGCCGUUCUCAAUAAAAUAAAAAAGUCUUCCUCUGCGUCAACUCCUGGUGCCUCAGCCGGGGGUAAGACGAUGCGGAUAUCGGGGCGACUCGAGAAGGCCAUGCUGCGGGUGGACGGGCUUAAACGUCCUUAUUCUCGCAAACGGGAAGAGCUGGAGCUAGAUCUGAAGGCGGCCGACCAGCGGGUAACGGAUGCUGAGACGGCCAAGAAGGGAGCGGAGGAGGCUCAGAAGAAUGCAGACAAGAGCGCCAAACAGGCUGAAGAGACGCUCAAGAAGACCCAGGCGGACCUUGGCAAACUGAAAUCCAAGGUUGAGAGGCUGGAGAAGAAUGCUGCUCAAGCUCAGAAAAACGUUGCAGCAACCCUGGAGGCGGAGCAAAACCGCCUUGUUGCUAAGAGUGAUGUUGACAACGACGCCCGUAUGAAAAUUGCUUAG
Molecule: messenger RNA, 585 nt
Organism: Chenopodium quinoa (quinoa)
Lineage: Eukaryota; Viridiplantae; Streptophyta; Magnoliopsida; Caryophyllales; Amaranthaceae
Exons: 4
Coding region: 1-585 (194 amino acids)
Source: RefSeq, a predicted model, not a curated record